This is a messenger RNA of Leptopilina heterotoma, 2272 nucleotides long. RefSeq names its product equilibrative nucleoside transporter 4 (gene Ent3). Gene Ontology annotation, biological process: nucleoside transmembrane transport. The coding region runs from base 308 to 2152 and encodes 614 amino acids. The transcript has 10 exons. The record is from RefSeq and is a predicted model, not a curated record. Gene Ontology annotation, molecular function: monoamine transmembrane transporter activity; nucleoside transmembrane transporter activity. Lineage: Eukaryota; Metazoa; Arthropoda; Insecta; Hymenoptera; Figitidae. Gene Ontology annotation, cellular component: plasma membrane.
AUGCGCUUCAUAUUCUGUUUAGAAGGAAAUUACACUCCUGGUCCCCUGUAAUUUGCUCGAUCGGAAGAAAUAAAUUCGUGUGAUUUAAAAUAGUGAAUAAUAAAAAUUGUAUCUGGUAAAAGAAAAGAAAAACCAGAUAAUGUUGUGAGUGGUAAUUAAGAAAAAAAGCAACAAAAAAACGUGCAAACAAAAAGCUCUUGUAAAAAUUUAUUUUCAUUUUCAAUAAUGAAAUAAUAAUUAUUUUUUUGAAAAAUAAUUGACUUGGAAAAAUAUUGUGAACCUCCGAGGGACAUUAUACAGUGUCAACAUGGAUGAAAAUUUGAGUCGAGGAUAUGUGCAAUUAGGAAAGGCCAGAGGAAUAAAUGAAUUGAAACUCAAUGAUGGAUUUAGUCAUCUUUCACCGCCAGUUGAUAAAUGCAAUUUUAUUUACUUUGCACUUGUGCUUGCCGGUGUUGGUUUUCUCAUGCCCUACAAUAGUUUUGUCAUCGCAGUGGAUUAUUUUCAAGCGAGGUAUCCAGGAACAACGGUAAUAUUUGACAUGUCUGUUGUCUAUAUUACAAUGGCAUUCUUUGCAGUCUUUGCAAAUAAUAUUCUCGUAGAGACCUUGUCCCUUAAUACGAGGAUAACAUUCGGAUAUUUAGUUUCCUUCGUGACACUGAAUUUUGUCGUUAUCUGUGAAAUAUGGUGGGAACUUUUUGGAGUGGCAACGUCUUAUACUAUCAAUUUAAUAGCUGUUGCAGUUGUUUCACUUGGAUGUACAGUACAACAAUCGAGCUUCUAUGGAUACACUUCGAUGCUUCCCAGUCGAUACACUCAAGCUGUUAUGGCAGGAGAAAGUGCUGCUGGUUUUUGGGUAUCUGUCAAUCGAAUACUAACGAAAUCAAUGGUGGAUGAUGAACGUGGCAAUACAUCAAUGUUCUUUGUUCUUUCAAUUUUAACCAUUGUUAUGUGCUUCGUUCUCCAUCAGGUUGUGCGGAAAACUGAAUUUGUCCAAUUUUACAUUACACUUUGCCAAGAGCGGAAUCGAAUUACUUUGGAGCCAACUGAAGACGUAGGAUUGAUGGAUCCCCUGGAUCAAGUUGGUGACCCAAUAAAAGGACAGUACGGAGUUUUGAAAUUGCAAACGAGCCCUUUGGGAAAUGAUUCAGCGAGUGGAAGUGGUGAUUUAGCAAAUGGACAAUAUUCGGCGUUUUCGUUCAGUAAUCCAGUUUACGAGCCGAGUGGUCCAUCAGGAAAUCCUCCAGGCAGCGCGGGACCAACUUAUAAAGUUGAAGACGUUGUCGUGAUGCGAGGAACUUACAGCAGUAGUCAAAGUAGUAAACCUUGGUCCGGCAUCAAGAGAGGAAUGCUCGCAAGAUUGGAAGUCGCAAAAUUAAUAUUUCCCUAUAUGGCCAGCAUUGGAGUGGCUUAUUUUGUAACGUUAUGUCUGUAUCCAGGAAUAGUGUCUGAAAUAAUUUCCUGUAAAUUUGAAUCUUGGAUGCCAGUUAUUUUAAUGGCUGCUUUUAACGCUGCGGAUCUAUUAGGAAAAAUGCUAGCCUCAAUUUCUUACGAAUGGACACGAACUCAACUGUUAUAUUUUUCAGUCGCAAGGGCAAUUUUUAUUCCCCUUUUUCUAUUGUGCGCAAUUCCUCGAAAGUCACCAAUUUUAUCAGGAGAAGGUUAUCCGCUGUUAUUCUCCUUAUUACUUGGUCUCACAAAUGGCAUCGUUGGCAGUGUUCCCAUGAUUCAAGCUCCCAGCAAAGUUCCCGAAGAGCAUCGCGAACUGACAGGUAAUAUUAUGACUCUCUCAUAUACAACUGGACUGACAGUGGGCUCUCUCUUGGCAUAUAUGUUGGACGCAUGUUUGGGUCCCUCGAUGUCGGCGAAAAAAAUUUGUCCCAAGCCAAGAAGGCCAAUUAUUGCCACCGCUGGCAAUGUGACUAUGAAUAUAUUCACGAAUGCCAUUUCAUCGACCUUCCCGAGUGUUGAAAGAAUCACGAGGCUUCCAAAGGUAAAAAGUACUGCUGCUACCUUAACAACUCUAUUGACAACAUCAAUGGUCCUUAAUAAUACCAAUAUUUUAAAUAACAGUCUCACAAAUCUAACGACAACAGCGUUGCCAAAAAUUUUAGAAAACGCCACUGCUACCAUUAGUAAUACCAUUCUUCAUUAAUUUACAUAUUCAAUAUUAGAUUUCGUCUCUUUAUUAUUAUAUCAAAAUUUAUUAUUUUGUUAGUGAAAAUUUCUAUCAAACUCUAUAUUAAUAUUGAGGACAAUAUUUUAUUUUUUAUUU